AUGGCACAGGGACUUUGGCCGGAUCAGGAGGGCAUGUCGCCCGAACUCAACCUACCCCAGCAAGAGCGGGUCGAUCGCCAGAUGAUUCGACACCUGCUUGGUAAAUACUCACGAGAGGAACUGGGAAGGUUGCUACAAGAAGAAGGCCGCUUAUCACCAUCUUCAUCAUAUGAGGAAAGAUCCUUUAUGCUCUCAAGUAGCGGAAGCUCGCACGAAGACUCGUCAAAUAUGUUCGACUCAACGAGCAGCAACAACGCAUUUUCAGAUACAUCGUCUACAUGCGGCAGCGUCACCUCCAACGUUUCACCUCGAGCGAGCACCAGCCGCAAGCGCCAUGCAAGUCCGUCGACGACUCGAGCCAGUAUAGCCCUUACCGAUGAAUCGUCCUGGGAUGCCGAGGACACCACACCUACGACAGCAGCUCCCAAGCAAAAGGGCUCCUUCACCUGCGGAUUCUGUCUCGAAGAGGGCAUCCAGAAGACAUGUACACGCAAGAAUGACUUGAAGCGCCACAUGGAAGAUUUCCAUCACACAAACGCACAAUGGUUCUGCCGGCAUCGAGGCUGCCAGAUGGUUUUUGAUUGGCAAACGGCCUACAAGGCUCACCUCAAGAACUCCCAUGGCGGAUCGAGAAUGAACCUGGAUGACGCCAAGGUUCCGCUGUGUCCCCAGACGGUGUUCGCGUGCGGUUUUGAGAACUGCCUUCAGGUUUUCGAGGCGCCAAGCGACGCUCAUGCCGGACCUACCUUCAAGGAGUACGUGAGCCAUGUUGUCAAGCACUUUGACGAGGGCGCAAGCAGUGGCCAGUGGAGUUACUCGGCGAGAAUGCGUAACCUGCUCCGUCAAUCUAGCGUCUUGAGCACUUGGUCACAAUCAUUAUGGCCAGACGCAGACCCAAGUCGCUUACGGUGGAAUUCCCAAACUAGCAGUGUUUUGAGAAAGCGCCUAGAAACUAGACAUCUUGGCGACCUGCAGUUCCUCGUCCAAUACGCUAUUGCCCUUGGCUCAAGCCCCAAUGGCGCCAUUCAGAACUUCCGCGCGGACUUUGUGACUCCCAUCCGCAGCGAGUGCAGGAUGGCGAUCCACGGCCACAACAGGGCAGGUGUUCCGGCAGCAACAACCACUCCGGAACCAGAUCACAUGGUUCAGUACGGCAUGUCGAAUGCCGCCAAUCCAGCCAUGGUCGCAUAUUACCAGCGACAGGCCUACAUGCCUCAGCCG
This is a messenger RNA of Trichoderma harzianum CBS 226.95, 1221 nucleotides long. RefSeq lists its product as hypothetical. NCBI's taxonomy places the organism in Eukaryota, Fungi, Ascomycota, Sordariomycetes, Hypocreales, Hypocreaceae. The transcript has 2 exons. The record is from RefSeq and is a predicted model, not a curated record. The annotation marks the transcript as partial.